ACUGCCGAUCUGAGGCGACACUGUACCAACAAAUUGGUAAAUGACUCCACUCGAACGCGUAUCCGCUCACUCUACUUAAGACAAGAGGAUCCUCCAGUCUGCCGUCUACCCCGGGGCACAUCAGUGUCCUAAAUCACGUGCACCAACCGAAAGGAAUUUCCCACGGAAAUGCGGCGUACGAUGAGGCUUUGAAACUCUGGAACAGAUGCUAACCUUCAUCAACCGACAAUAUGAGAAAAAAUAAACUCCGAAUACAUAAAUCUCCAUAAGUCAAUUUGAUACUGAACUCAAUAUUGACGAAAAAUGAACGGAAUAAGCGUCGGGGCUGAAAAAGCUUCCGGGGAAACCAAGGAACCGAAGAAGAGGAUUAGUGUUAAAGAAAAACUGAUGCAGAUAAGGUCCAACAUAACAGUGGAACCGAUUAUAGCGUGCUACAUAAUGUCCAAUGUGUUUUCUGGCUUGGCCAUUCAGAACUUAAAUUUGGAGAAAGCUUGUCGGGUGAAUUUAGGGUACAGCGAUGAAGUUUGUUCCGCGUUGAAUAGGCGGCAGACUGAGAACUACACAAUGGAAGAGGCGGAGGUGCAGAAACUGACUGCAUCGGUGCAGGCGUGGAAGAAUAUCGCGCAGACAGUGUUCCCCUGUAUACUAGUUCUAUUUGUCGGUUCCUGGAGUGACAAGACGGGAAAAAGGAAAGCCUGUAUCCUACUGCCGAUCGUCGGUGAGGUGUUGUGCGUCACAAGUUUCAUGUUGAACACAUACUUCUUCUACGAACUCCCUCUGGAAAUCACGGCUCUUUCAGACUUGUUUCCAUCGCUGACCGGUGGAUGGAUAACAGUUUGCGUUGGUGUAUUCAGCUACAUUGGUGACGUGACGACUAAAGAAAUGAGGACAUUCAGAGUGGGAGUGGCUAAUUUAUGUAUGUCGCUGGGGAUCCCCAUAGGAAUGUCACUGAGUGGGAUCCUCCUCCAACAGAUCGGAUACUAUGGGAUCUUUCUAAUAUCCUUGUGCUUGUAUUUCAUCAGUUUGAUAUACGGAUAUAUUCGUCUGAAGGAUCCAAUUCUUCCUGAAGACAGGCAGAGAGAGCAACCAGUGGGCUGUAGAGGAUGGGUGUGCUCGUUCUUCGACGCCCGGCACGUCAGAGAGACGCUCACGGUUGCCUUCAGGAGCGGCCCUCGCAGACGACGACUGCGGGUGUCAUUGCUUAUAGUCGUCGUGUGUGUUAUAUUCGGACCUUUGCAUGGUGAAAUGAACGUCCUCUACCUGUUCAUGCGCUAUCGGUUCAACUGGGACGAAGUGCAGUUCAGCAUGUUUUGUACAUAUAGCAUUAUCACCAAUUUAGUGGGAACGCUGUUCUCGAUCAGCAUCUUCAGCGACUUGAUGAAGCUGGACGACACGCUGGUGGGCAUCAUCUCCUGCACCAGCAAGAUCCUCGCCUCCUUCAUAUUCGCCUUCGCUACCACUACUACCGAGAUUUACAUUGCGCCCCUGGUAGAGAUCUUCAAUGGGACAUCCUUCAUAGCGAUGCGUUCUAUCGCAUCCAAGUUGGUGACUAGUGAAGAAUUAGGUAAAGUGAACUCUCUCUUCGGGUUGGCGGAGGCGAUGAUGCCUCUGGUCUACGGCCCGCUGUACUCCAGGGUGUACAUGGCGACUCUGAACGUUCUGCCUGGCGCUGUCUUCCUCUUGGGGGCCGGUAUGACCGUCCCGGCUGUGGCAAUAUUUGGCAUUCUCUCUAUGCUAGCAACACAGAAUUUAAAUUUGGAUAAAGCGUGCAGGGUUAAUCUCCAAUUUGACGAGGCCGUGUGCAAUAAUUUAAGAUUAAGAAAGCGGGAGAACCUAACUUUCGAAGAGGAUGAAGUACAGAAGUUAGUAGCAUCAGUGCAAGCUUGGAAAAGCGUAAUCCUCACACUAGUUCCUACAAUUUUAAUGCUGUUCAUCGGAGCUUGGAGUGACAAAACUGGGAGGCGGAAAAUCUGCAUGCUCAUGCCAAUCUUUGGGGACUUUAUGGCUUGUGUGCUUAACAUGGUUAACACGUAUUAUUUCUUUGAAGUCUCAGUGGAGUUGACUGCUUUUAUGGAGGUCAUAUUCCCAUCGAUCACUGGAAGUUGGUACACACUAUUACUGGGCUGUUAUAGCUACUUGAGUGAUAUUACCUCGAAGGAAAGCAGGACUUUCAGGUUAGGGAUAUUAAGUCUGUGUAUGACGGUUGGUUUUCCCAUCGGCAUGGGUUUAAGUGGGGUGCUGUUGAGGUAUACAGGGUACUAUGGGGUGUUCUCAGUAUCGGCUAUGUUCCAGUUUAUGAACUUCUGUUACGUGAUUUUUGCCAUCAAGGAUCAUACGUGGCUGGACUCCAAAGAAAAGAGAAAGAAGACUAUAUGCAUUGGAUUUUUGAUGGAAUUCUUUGACUUCCGGAGUCUGAAGGACACAUUUCAGAUUGCGUUCAAGAAGGGCGCUAACAACCGGAGACUGAAGAUAUGUAUGGUUAUGACAGUGGUGUGCCUGACCUUUGGACCCACGUGGGGUGAACUGAGUAUAAUGUAUAUUUUUGCGCGAUAUCGCUUCAACUGGGACGAGGUGAAGUACAGUAUAUUUUCAACAUACAAUCUCGUCGCACACGCUAUAGGCACAGUGUUUUCCAUCACCGUGUUCAGUAAGAAAUUAAGAGUAGAUGAUUCGGUACUAGGAAUGAUUGCCGCGACCAGCAAGAUUGCUGGUUCCGUGCUGUUGGCGUUUGCGAAAACUAACGCCGAAGUUUAUUUAGUACCAUUAGUGCAGAUAUUAGAUGGGACGAUGACAAUAGCGCUGCGGUCUAUCGCCUCCAAACUAGUUUCUCACCAAGAACUCGGCAAAGUGUUUUCCCUCAUCGGCCUAGCGGAGACAAUGAUGCCUCUGAUGUUCGCGCCCCUCUACGCGCGCAUCUACAUACUGACUCUGCACAUUCUGCCGGGAGCAGUGUUCCUGGUUAGCGCCGCGGUGACUGUACCCGGCCUUGGAAUAUUCAUAUGGUUCUUCAGGCAGCACAAGAAAGACGGGCGGAAGAAAAUGCUCAAUAUGUCGUCCAAUCAAACCGCCGCAACAGAUUCUGACGCUGCUACAUUAACUUAAUUAAUUAAUUUUUUUAAAUUAAUUAAUAUUAACUUAAUUUGUUAAACUAUUAUGUGGGGUUUACCACAAGUGAGACUGCAGUCAAGGACGAGAAACUUGUAAUAGAAUUAAAAAAUCGGUCAAGUGCGAGCCGGACUCACACACGAAGGGUUCCGUACCUACUGCUUACGGAUGGGCGGACAGUUAGUCUUAGUAAUGGGGUUCCGCUGGUACCCCUCGGGUACGGCAGCCUAAAAAAGGCGGGACCAAACUUUUUUUUUUUUCUUUUCGCAUUACAAGUUAACCCUUGACUGCAAAUCUGUUGGUAAGUGAUGAUGAUGAGCGAUACAGUCUAAGAUGGAAGCAGGCUAAUUUGGAAGGGGCAGUUUUGUUAAAACCAUACCCCUUAUCGGUUUCUACACAGCAUCGUACCUGAACGCUAAACUGCUUGGCGGCACGGCUUUGCCGGUAGGGUGGUAACUAGUCACUGCCGUAGCCUCCCACUAGACCAGACCAGAAACGUUAUAAAUUCCCAAAUUGUUCCUGUUAGGAAUCUACUUGAGAUUUCCCAGUUAUAAAGACCACAGCGUUCAUCAUUGCGCCAAGGAGAAAUCCUGUUCAUGGGUUUCUCACACCUUGAUACAUAGUAUCUCUGAAAAGGCAGUCUUGCCGAUAUAAUAAUUAGCUACCCCUGGUUUUACUCCCGUGGGUAUCCCAAAAAUUCAGACCUAUUCCUUGUCUUUAUAACAAAGAGAACCUCUGGGCUGAAUUGGAGCUUUUUAGAACCGAACGUUUGGACUGGGUGUUUAUGAAUCAGUCAGUACAGAGACUUUUUUCUUUUGUUAUACUAGACUUUUGUUAGACUAGAUGCUCGUGACUUCGUCCGUGUAGAAAUAGGUAUUUUAUAAACCAAAUCGGUUAAUCAUUGUGGCGUGAAGGAGUAAUAAACAUCCAGCCAUCCAAACAUUCACAUCUAUAAAAUUAUUAUUAAGAUAUGAAGUGAGAUUCAGUUAUACUUUUAUGUUUUUAAAUAAAUAUGAACGACUGGAAAUUCGAAUAGCGUAAGGUAUUUACAAU
Maniola jurtina (meadow brown) is the source of this 4158-nucleotide messenger RNA. RefSeq lists its product as uncharacterized. Gene Ontology annotation, molecular function: transmembrane transporter activity. NCBI's taxonomy places the organism in Eukaryota, Metazoa, Arthropoda, Insecta, Lepidoptera, Nymphalidae. The record is from RefSeq and is a predicted model, not a curated record. Gene Ontology annotation, biological process: transmembrane transport. The transcript has 13 exons. Gene Ontology annotation, cellular component: membrane. Bases 304 to 3102 code for a protein of 932 amino acids.